AUGCCCCAAAUACCAGAAAAGGUAAUUCUCCAAGGACACGAUUCCAUUGACGAUGCAGAAGGGCAGAUGGAACAAAUCCCGAUGCAGCAACUGCGUCGUGACUUCAAGUCCCGCCAAGUGAACAUGCUCGCUAUUGUAGGUGCUCUCGGUACUGGUCUGAUUAUCGGUACUGGCACAGGACUGUCUAGGGGCGGACCUGGCAGCUUACUCAUCGCCUACACCGUUACCGGGGCAGUGAUAUACUUUGUCAUGACUGCUAUCUUUGCCACAGGAUGGAACUACUUUCUCAAGUACGCUAUUGUACUAGCAAAUAACUUGACGGCCGCUGGCUUGGUCAUUCAGUGUUGGAGGCCGGACCUGAACGUCGCAAUUUGGGUGACUGUAUUUGCGGUAGUGGUCAUUUCAAUCAAUGUUUUGCAUGUCGGCAGCUUCGGUGAAGCUGAAUUUAUGCUGUCCUCCAUAAAGAUCAUUGCCCUUAUUGUCGCCAUGUUAACCUGUCUCAUUGUGUCCCUCGGGAGAAGCCCUAACCACCAACGUGUCGGAUUCCGGUACUGGAGCGAACCGGGGGCAUUUACAGAGUAUCUCGAAACCGGCCCAGUCGGGAAAUUCCUCGGUUUCUUUGCAUGUCUAGUUCAGUCUUGUUUCGCGUAUACUGGAACAGAAGUUGUUGGAGUCGCUUUUGCCGAAACCCCUAAUCCACGACGCAAUAUUCCUAGAGCUAUCCGGCAGACUCUGUGGAGAAUUUCUGUUUUUUACAUUUUGGGUGUAUUUCUUCUCGGAAUGGCGGUGCCUUACAACAACGAUCUUCUUAUUGGAUCAACGAAGGCCAGUACCGGGGCAUCGGCAUCACCGUAUGUCAUUGCUAUGAAAUUGGGGAAUAUCGGCGUUUUACCCGACAUCAUGAACGCUGCUAUUCUGGUAUUUGUGGUGAGCGCUUCAAACACUGACAUUUACGUGGGUGCACGUACACUUUAUUCGCUUGCAAAAGAAGGUCAUGCCCCGAAAAUCUUCACACGCACUACGAAAAGGGGCGUGCCCAUUUAUGGCGUUGCGGCAACGUCUAUGUUUAGCCUUCUUGCUUAUAUGAACGCAGCCAAGUCUGCUUCUACAGUGUUCGGAUAUUUCGUGAGUCUAGUGACAGUCUUUGGGACUUUGAACUGGGUCAACAUCCUGGUCUCGUACCUAGGAUUUCGCCGCGGAAUGAAAAAACAAGGGGAAAGUCGAGAGCAGCUUCCAUACAAAGGACCUUUACAACCAUAUGGCUACAACGCCUUCAUACCACACUUCAAACUCGCCAAUUUUCUCACAUCUUAUAUUGGAGUUGCAGUUUAUGCGAUCAAUAUCGUUUCUUGGAAGAUCUUUGCUCGAACACGACAUGUCAAAGCCGAGGAGAUGGAUCUCAUCACAGGGCGACUGGAGUACCAACAAAUUGAGGAGGCAGAGCGUGAUAACCAGACAACAAACGAAAAAAACGAGGAGAAGUUGGCAUAG
This is a messenger RNA of Penicillium expansum, 1491 nucleotides long. Its product is annotated as Amino acid/polyamine transporter I. Gene Ontology annotation, biological process: amino acid transmembrane transport. Gene Ontology annotation, cellular component: membrane. The coding region runs from base 1 to 1491 and encodes 496 amino acids. The record is from RefSeq and is a predicted model, not a curated record. Lineage: Eukaryota; Fungi; Ascomycota; Eurotiomycetes; Eurotiales; Aspergillaceae. The transcript is spliced from 5 exons. Gene Ontology annotation, molecular function: amino acid transmembrane transporter activity.